This is a messenger RNA of Trichoderma virens Gv29-8, 1644 nucleotides long. RefSeq lists its product as uncharacterized. Gene Ontology annotation, biological process: secondary metabolite biosynthetic process; amino acid activation for nonribosomal peptide biosynthetic process. Gene Ontology annotation, molecular function: phosphopantetheine binding. NCBI's taxonomy places the organism in Eukaryota, Fungi, Ascomycota, Sordariomycetes, Hypocreales, Hypocreaceae. Gene Ontology annotation, cellular component: cytoplasm. The coding region runs from base 1 to 1644 and encodes 547 amino acids. The transcript has 2 exons. The record is from RefSeq and is a predicted model, not a curated record.
AUGUAUGUCGUCUUUACAUCAGGAAGCACAGGAACUCCAAAAGGUGCCAUGAUCACCCACCAGAACCUUGCGUCGGCGAUGCAUUAUGAAAAAGAUCACUACCGACUUGACGAAACCUCACGCAUUUACAACUUUUCUUCCUACGGAUUUAUUGUUUCUGUUGUGAACAUGUUCAAUGCCAUUUGUUCAGGGGCUUGUAUAUGUAUUCCUCGGGAGGAGGACAGACGGAAUAAGCUAGCCGAUAGCAUCAAUUCCCUACGCGCCAACAUUAUACACCUUACGCCUUCUGCAGCGAAUGUGCUUGACCCUAAUGAGGUGCCUGGUAUUAACACUGUUGUCUUUUCUGGUGAAGGGCUUCACGCCGAUGCCAUUAAAAAGUGGUGGGGGAAGGUUCGUGUUCUGAAUGCAGAGUGUGCUCCAAGAGCAAUAAUCAACGAUAGCGCAACCACGCCAGCAGAGGUAACGCGCAUCGGAAGAGGCCAUGGACAAAAGACUUGGAUUGUAGAUCCUAGGGAUCAUAACAAGCUCGUGCCUUUUGGCUGUGUUGGAGAGCUGCUUCUUGAAGGCCCUCAGGUGGGACGGGGAUAUCUAGGUGAUCCAGAGAGAACCGCCGUCUCUUUCAUUCACGAUCCGGUAUGGCUGAUCAAAGGUCCUCCUGGUGGUGUUGGGAGAUCUGGGCGCCUUUACAAGACAGGAGAUUUGGUCCAAGCUGAUCAAAAUGGCAUGCUCACUCUGAUUGGGCGUAAAGAUGCCCAAGUCAAAAUCAGAGGACAGCGAGUCGAGCUCGGUGAAGUCGAGCACCACAUAUUGGAAUCCAUCGACGAAGCCGUGCAGGUUGUGGCCGAAGUUAUUGUGCCCAGCGGCGAUGGUGCCAGCCCAAUGCUAGCUGCGUUUCUGGUCCUGGACAAUGCCGCCGUUCACAACACUGUGCGUGCCGCCAAGAUACAUCACAUCACUGCUGAUUCUCAGAAAAGACUCAGAGAUAGCCUCCCAGUAUACAUGAUCCCAACAGUAUUAUUCUCCGUUGCUGUGAUGUCUAAGACAGUAACGAAUAAGAUCAACCGGCGACGACUUCGCGAGAUGGGCAGUGUCUACUCAGUACAAGAGCUAGCCGAGAUGCGAACCCAAGCUGGAGGGCCAAAGCGGGAGCCAAAGAAGCCCAUAGAGAAACACCUUCAUGUUUUGUGGAGCCGCAUUCUCAACCUCAAACCAUCAAGCAUUGGCCUUGGUGAUAGCUUCAUACAGCUCGGCGGUGAUUCUAUCUCGGCGAUGAAAGUUGCCAGCGAGAGACGUAAGAUAGGAAUUGACCUGUCUGUUGCCAUAAUCCUAAGCUACUCUACGCUGGAGGAGGUGGCGGCUCAAAGUCUUUACAUUGAGCAGGACAUGCUGGAGCCCGUCGAGCCAUUCAGCUUAUUGCCAAACGGUGAAAGUGUAUCUGGCCUUGUCAAACAAACGGCCAAGUUAUGUGAUACAGAAGAGUCCGCGAUACUAGACAUCUACCCUUGCACACCACUUCAAGAAGGACUAUUUUCCUUGGCGCUAGCCUCGAGCUUGGGAGAUUACGUUGCGCAGUACACUCUAGAAAUCUCAAAUGAAGUUGAGGUAGAGCGUCUCUGCGAUGCAUGGGCCACAGUUGUCGACUAG